This is a messenger RNA of Hyaloscypha bicolor E, 1505 nucleotides long. RefSeq names its product 60S ribosomal protein L3. The record is from RefSeq and is a predicted model, not a curated record. Gene Ontology annotation, cellular component: ribosome; cytosolic large ribosomal subunit. Gene Ontology annotation, biological process: ribosomal large subunit assembly; translation. Gene Ontology annotation, molecular function: RNA binding; structural constituent of ribosome. The transcript has 4 exons. Bases 179 to 1357 code for a protein of 392 amino acids. Lineage: Eukaryota; Fungi; Ascomycota; Leotiomycetes; Helotiales; Hyaloscyphaceae.
CGCUUUUUUUCUUGAAUUCGCUAAGAUAUUAGCGCCGCGCUAGCACAAAGCCUCCCACAGCCAGAUUUCGGUAAUAUUUUCAGAGAAUAUCUUCAGAUCAACAACUGCGCAACGCCGACGCGCAAGACCAUUUCAACGACAUUGGCGAUCUCAGAUACGUAUCUCGAGAUCCUCAACGAUGUCGCACAGAAAAUUUGAGGCACCCCGCCACGGCUCUCUUGCCUUCUUGCCUCGAAAGAGAGCUGCCCGCCAUAGAGGAAAGGUCAAGAGCUUCCCCAAGGAUGACCCGAAAAAGCCUGUCCACCUCACUGCCACCAUGGGCUACAAGGCCGGCAUGACCACAAUCGUCCGCGACCUCGACCGACCCGGUGCGAAGUCACACAAGAAGGAGGUUGUUGAGGCUGUUACGGUCAUCGAGACACCACCGGUGAUCGUUGUUGGUCUAGUUGGUUACAUUGAAACUCCUCGCGGUCUUCGAUCCCUCACCACCGUCUGGGCUGAGCACUUGAGCGAUGAGGUUAAGCGUCGUUUCUACAAGAACUGGUACAAGAGUAAGAAGAAGGCCUUCACCAAGUAUGCCAAGAAGCACUCUGAGAACUCUGGCUCCUCAAUCACACGUGAGCUCGAGCGCAUCAAGAAGUACUGCACCGUUGUCCGUGUUCUCGCCCACACCCAAAUCCGCAAGACCCCUCUGAAGCAAAAGAAGGCCCACUUGAUGGAAAUCCAAGUCAACGGUGGCAGCGUUGCUGACAAGGUUGAGUUCGCCUCCGGUUUGUUCGAGAAGCCAGUUGAGAUCUCCUCCAUCUUCGAGCAAGAUGAGAUGAUCGAUGUCAUUGCUGUUACCAAGGGUCACGGUUUCCAGGGUGUCACAAGCAGAUGGGGAACCAAGAAACUUCCGAGAAAGACACACAAGGGUCUCCGAAAGGUUGCUUGUAUUGGUGCCUGGCAUCCUUCCCACGUCCAGUGGACUGUUGCCCGUGCUGGUCAAGACGGAUAUCACCACCGUACCUCGACCAACCACAAGGUCUACCGUAUUGGCAAGGGCGAGGACGAGGGUAACGCAUCAACUGAGUUCGAUGUCUCCAAGAAGCAAAUCACUCCUAUGGGUGGCUUUGUCCGAUAUGGCGAGGUCAAGAAUGAUUUUAUCAUCCUCAAAGGUUCUGUUCCUGGUGUCAAGAAGCGGAUCAUGACUCUCCGAAAGUCCAUGUUCAUUCACACCUCGAGAAAGGCAUUGGAGAAGGUUGAGCUGAAAUGGAUCGACACCUCGUCGAAGUUCGGCCACGGUGCAUAUCAAACACCUCAAGAGAAGCACAACUUCCUGGGUACGCUCAAGAAGGACAUCCAAACUACUUCUUAAGUGCGGGAUUGCAUUUCUUUUCCGGCUUCACGAUCUGGUGUAAGGGGGGAUUACAUUGCAUCGUGUGCUUUCUGAUGGUCACCCAAAAUCUGGGCAUGGAGUAGAUAGCAAUUCAUGAAUGAAUCUAUGAAAAGCAACAAAAUUGUAC